ACACUGCUGUGCUGCCAGCUGAUCAGUUGAGAGUGGUUAGCGUUUGUUAUACUUCGUCCAACUUUGAUUGCAGACUUCUGCAGAACAUAAUAAUAUAUUUGGCAUUCAAAUCUCAAGUGAGAAGGACAAAUCAACAAAUAGCCCGUCCAAUUAGGCCAAUCAAUUUUCUAAGCGAAAAUGUCGGCGCUCCUGAAAAUGCACAGAGUUCAUAAGCUCUUCACACCCGCCUUUGUGCGCAGCGUGUCAGAGGCGGCCAAAUACCCAAAGAUUACCACACACUACACUUUGCAUCCACGCGAGAAGGAUCCAAGAUGGAAGGAGGUGGACAUGGAGCGUUGCGUCGAGGAGGUGGACAUUGUCAUUGUGGGCGGUGGACCAGCUGGCAUGUCCGCAGCCAUACGUGCCAAGCAGCUGGCAGCUGAGAAAGAUCAGGAGAUUCGCGUGUGUGUUGUGGAAAAAGCCGCUGAGGUCGGCGGACACAUUCUCUCUGGCGCUGUCAUUGAUCCCAUCUCACUGAAUGAGCUCAUCCCCGACUGGCAAGAGCAGGGCGCUCCCCUGAACACACCCGUAACCAAGGAUACCUUCUCGUAUCUCACCUCCACGGGUCGCAUCUCCAUACCCAUAUUUAAGGGCUGGCCGAUGGACAAUCAUGGUAAUUUUGUGGUGCGCUUGGGUCACUUGGUGAAAUGGUUGGGUGAUCAGGCAGAAGCAUUGGGCGUAGAGAUCUAUCCAGGUUGUGCUGCCUCCGAGGUGCUGUUCCAUGAGGAUGGCAGUGUUAAGGGCAUUGCCACGAAUGAUGUGGGCAUUGCCAAGAGCGGAGCACCUAAGGAAACCUUUGCACGUGGCAUGGAGCUGCAUGCCAAGACCACAAUCUUUGCCGAGGGCUGCCGUGGUCAUCUCUCCAAGCAGAUUAUGCAACAGUUUGGUCUCAACGUGGGCAGUGAACCACAAACCUACGGUAUUGGCCUUAAGGAGGUCUGGGAGAUUCCUGCCGAGAAGCAUCAACCUGGUCUGGUAGAGCAUUCAAUUGGCUGGCCGCUGGAUCGCUUUACAUAUGGUGGCUCUUUCCUGUACCAUCUCAAUGAACCCACUCCGGCAAUAGCUGUGGGCUUUGUGGUUGGUCUUAACUACAAGAACCCAUGGAUUAGUCCCUUCCAGGAGUUCCAGCGCUUCAAGACGCAUCCUAAGGUGCGCGACAUCUUCGAGGGAGCCACACGCAUUGCCUAUGGUGCACGUGCCAUCAACGAGGGCGGCUUCCAGAGCAUGCCAAAGAAGCUCUCUUUCCCAGGUGGUUGCUUGGUGGGUUGCAGUGCUGGUUUCCUCAACGUGCCACGCAUCAAGGGCUCGCAUUAUGCCAUGAAGAGCGGCAUGCUCGCAGCCGAGAGCGCUUUGGAGGCUAUCAAUGCGGAUUCACAGUCAACUGCUGGCAUCGAGCCCACCAGUUAUGCUGACAAAAUCAAAGAUUCGUUUGUAUGGAAAGAUUUGUACAAGGUGCGCAAUGUGCACCCAUCUUUCCACAAUCCCUUGGGUCUCUAUGGCGGUCUUGUGCUCAGCGGUUUCUCCAUUUUCAUGGGUGGUCGCGAACCCUGGACACUGACGCAUGGUCCCCAGGAUCACGAAUCGCUGAAGCCUGCCAAUGUUAGCGAGCGCAUCGUGUACCCCAAGCCAGAUGGCAAAAUCUCCUUUGACUUGCUGUCUUCAGUGGCACUGACGGGCACCAAUCACGAAGGCGAUCAGCCCGCUCACUUGACACUCAAGGAUGAUCGCAUACCCGUGGAUCACAAUCUGGCGAUCUACGAGGGACCCGAGCAGCGUUUCUGCCCCGCUGGCGUCUAUGAGUAUGUGCCCAACGAGGAGGGCGGCAACAUGAAGCUGCAAAUCAAUGCACAAAACUGCAUCCACUGCAAAACCUGUGAUAUCAAGGAUCCCAAGCAGAAUAUCAACUGGGUGGUGCCUGAGGGCGGUGGCGGCCCCGCCUACAAUGGCAUGUAAGCUGCAAUCCUUUAAAGAGCUAGAGAGGAUUCUUAAUUGUACCACGAUUGCAUUUAGACUGUAAAACAACAACAAAUGAGAAAAUCAAAAUUUGCUACGAAAUUAUUUUAAAUGUUUAAGUUCAAAAGUCGAGAAUUUGAAGUUGCAAUAAAACGUAAACUAGAGUUUGUGAAAUUCA
Messenger RNA from Drosophila albomicans, 2170 nucleotides. It is a transcript of the gene Etf-QO, whose product is annotated as electron transfer flavoprotein-ubiquinone oxidoreductase, mitochondrial. Bases 178 to 1992 code for a protein of 604 amino acids. The transcript has 6 exons. NCBI's taxonomy places the organism in Eukaryota, Metazoa, Arthropoda, Insecta, Diptera, Drosophilidae. The record is from RefSeq and is a predicted model, not a curated record. Gene Ontology annotation, cellular component: mitochondrial inner membrane. Gene Ontology annotation, molecular function: iron-sulfur cluster binding; electron-transferring-flavoprotein dehydrogenase activity. Gene Ontology annotation, biological process: electron transport chain.